This is a messenger RNA of Electrophorus electricus (electric eel), 1963 nucleotides long. Its product is annotated as class I histocompatibility antigen, F10 alpha chain-like. NCBI's taxonomy places the organism in Eukaryota, Metazoa, Chordata, Actinopteri, Gymnotiformes, Gymnotidae. Gene Ontology annotation, cellular component: external side of plasma membrane. Gene Ontology annotation, biological process: immune response. The record is from RefSeq and is a predicted model, not a curated record.
GAUUAAUCGUGUUGAAAUGAAAGGUGAAAUAAUGUCUUAAUGGAAAAGAUGUAUCGCAAAGGAACAAUAACGCAAACCCUGUUCAUUCUCGCCGUUAGUGUUCACUUGUCUGGAUGCUCGACAGGCUCUCAUUCUUUGAAGUACUUGCACACUGGAGUAAAACAUGAAAAAAACCUACAGUACACUGCUGUUGGUCUCUUGGAUGGAGAAGAGUUUGUGUACUAUGACAGUAACAUCAGGAAGAUGAUCCCAAAGGCAGAGUGGACAAAGAAGAUUGAUGCUGAAGAGCCAGACUACUGGAACAGAGAAACAGAAAAACUGAAGAGUCAUGACGAAUGGUUCAGAGAGAACAUAGCUACUCUAAUGAAACGCUUCAAUCAAACCGAUGGAAACCACACAUGGCAGUGGACAUACGGCUGUGACCUGCAUGAUGAUGGACCUAUUAGAGGAUAUAACUAUUAUGUCUAUGAUGGAAAAAAAUUCCUCACUCUGGAUCUGAACACUCUCACCUGGACUGCAGCUAACAGUGUAGCUCAUAUUACCAAGCAGAAGAUGGGAGCUGACAGAUCUUUGGCUGAGUCCCAAAAGGACUAUCUGGAGAACACCUGUAUUGACUACCUGAAAAAGUACAUAGCCUUUUGCAACACUUCAUUGAAGAGCAAAGGCUCUGGUACCGCCCAACGUUCUAAAAGAAACGCAGAUAAAAGAAGUAGCUCUACACAAUCUGCUACAGCCACCCUCUCAGCCACCCACUCCCUACAGUACAUCAUCACUGCAGUCACACCUGGAAUAAACUCCCCAGAGUACAUUGAAGUUGGCCUGUUGGAUGGAGAGCCAUUUGUUUACUACGACAGCAAGAUUAAGAAGAUGAUCCCAAAAACAGAAUGGAUAAAAAACAAUGAAGACGAAGACUGUUGGGACGCAGAAACCCAGACAAACCAGGCCACCCAAGAGAUAUUCAAAGCCAAUAUUGCUACAGCAAUGUCACGCUUCAAUCAGACCGAAGGGGUUCACACAGUGCAGGCGAUGUAUGGCUGUGAGCUGCAUGAUGAUGGAACCACUACAGGAUAUAGGCAGGAAGGCUAUGAUGGAGAAGACUUCAUCAGUCUGGAUCUGAACACCCUCACCUGGACUGCAGCUAAUGAUAAAGCUGUUAUUACCAAAAACAAGUGGGAAGCCACUGGCACCAAUGCUCACCAAUGGAAGGGCUACCUGGAGAACACCUGUAUCGAGUGGUUACAGAAAUAUGUGUCUUAUAGCAGAGACACUCUGGAGAGGAAAGACCCUCCUGAGGUGACCCUGUUCCAGAAGGACUCCUCUUCUCCAGUGGUGUGUCAUGCGACAGGUUUCUUUCCAAAAGGAGUAGCGAUCUUCUGGCAGAAGAAUGGAGAAGACCUGCGUGAGAACGUGGAGCUCACAGAGACAUUACCCAACCAGGAUGGAACCUACCAGAAGAGAAGCAUUCUGACAGUCUCACCUGAGGAUCUGAACAAGAAUAAGUACUCCUGUGUGGUUCAUCACAGUGGACUGGAGAAGGAUCUUGUGCUUGCAUUUCAGCCAGGCUUUUCAGGAGUGUCGAUUGGAGUCAACGUUGGUGCAAUUCUGGCUGUUCUUCUCCUGGUCCUCGUUGGCUGUGCUGCUUUCCUCAUCUGGAGGAAGAAGAAGAAGAAUGAUUUCAAGCCUUUUGCAGCCUCUGAUGGAGAAUCAUUGUUCAUCAGCUCAUAUGAAGGCCAACCACCUAAAUGCUGAGAGGAGAGAAUGAUGAAGGGAAAGACGGUGGAAGAAUACACAGGAGAAGCAUGAGACAGGCCUGAAGGGAUCAGUCAAACAGCAAUUAAAUUACACGUCUGCAGAUAUUUCCUUUCCAUUAGCUCUGUAGUUCUCCAGCAUUCAUCACACCUGUCAUAUUAGGGGAAACUUGAGUUUAAUAGUGCUGUGCUUAAACCUUUGAUUUUGGAACUGU